AUGUCGUCUGAUCUCAGUUCCUACCGUGACCAGCAUUUCAAAGGGUCUCGGUCCGAGCAAGAGCGACUUCUGCGUCAGAGUACGACGCUCUACAUCGGUAACAUGUCAUUCUACACAACGGAGGAACAGAUCUACGAACUUUUCUCCAAGUGUGGCGAUGUGAAAAAGGUCAUAAUGGGACUCGACCGUUACAGGAAGACACCUUGUGGCUUCUGUUUUGUGGAAUACUAUAACCGCGACGAUGGUGAGAACGCUAUAAGAUACAUCAACGGCACGAAACUCGACGACCGCAUCAUCAGAACGGAUUGGGAUGCAGGUUUUAUAGAAGGACGUCAGUACGGCCGCGGUAAAAGUGGCGGUCAAGUUCGUGACGAAUACCGUACAGACUACGAUAGUGGCAGAGGCGGUUAUGGAAAACUGAUGGCCCAACGCGUUGUGCCACCGGGAGCAGCCGCUGUUUAA
Ornithodoros turicata is the source of this 462-nucleotide messenger RNA. RefSeq names its product nuclear cap-binding protein subunit 2 (gene Cbp20). Gene Ontology annotation, molecular function: RNA cap binding. The transcript has a single exon. The record is from RefSeq and is a predicted model, not a curated record. Gene Ontology annotation, cellular component: nuclear cap binding complex. NCBI's taxonomy places the organism in Eukaryota, Metazoa, Arthropoda, Arachnida, Ixodida, Argasidae. Gene Ontology annotation, biological process: mRNA cis splicing, via spliceosome. The coding region runs from base 1 to 462 and encodes 153 amino acids.